Messenger RNA from Mesocestoides corti, 1083 nucleotides. Lineage: Eukaryota; Metazoa; Platyhelminthes; Cestoda; Cyclophyllidea; Mesocestoididae. The record is from the annotation of a GenBank genome assembly.
UUUUAUGCAGGCGAAAGUUGUUUUGGGCCAACUAACGAUGAGCAACUUCUGAACUCUGUUUUAGGAAAAAAGAGGCAGGAGUUCCAAGUCCAUCUAAGAAACCAUUACGACUACCAUUGUCCAAAAUGCAACUAUACGUCAAGGACAGAGGGUCGGCUGCGACGACAUAUGGAAAGCUUUCACUCCGCCGUGCCUCCGGAAAACUUCUCUGGCAAGUCUGGCAAACCUGCGGGCAAGCUUAAAUUCCAACGCUGCAAACAGUCGGAUAGGCAGCUUGAAUGUACACAUUGUCCCUUCGUAACGGAGUAUCGGCACCACCUCGAGUACCACAUCCGCAACCACCUGGGUUCGAAACCCUACAAGUGCACAAAGUGCAACUAUGAGUGCGUAAACAAAUCGAUGCUCAACAGCCACAUGAAAUCCCACACAAAUGUUUACCAGUACCGCUGCGCCGACUGUAACUACGCGACAAAGUACUGCCACAGCCUAAAGAUACAUCUUACAAAGCAAAAACACACACAGGCCGUUGUCCUGAACGUCGAUGGAAGCCUUCCGGAGAAGGGUGGGAGGAUAAUGAUGAGGACCGAUCGCGAGACUAAUCCACACCCUUCUCCACUCCCAGUCGCCCCCCCUCUGUCCCUCAUUUCACCACUCCCUCUCGCAAUUCCCCAGGAAAUUCCAUCUUGUGACUCCCAGAGCACCCUGGCCGCCAUGGCCGCCUUCUUAAUUUCCAUGCAGCAACAGGCUUUCCCACUUUCGACGUCGUACUUCUCACUUCCAGAAGGACCCCUCGGACCUGAUGCCUCGUUCAACUCCGACGACGUACUGGAUCUCUCAGCUCCAAAAGCUGAAAUGAAGAAAGAGUGCGAUGAGUCAAAAGCCCCACUCUCGACCCAGAAUGAGUGUCCGUACUGUGAAAUAAUUUUCAAGAAUGAGGUUCUCUUCGACCUCCAUAAGCAAUUACACAAUCCGGAAGAUCCAUUUUUGUGCAUGCGCUGUGGAGUUAGAAGUAAAGAUUCAGUGGAAUUUUUUAAUCACCUAAACAAGAAGGAACACGGAGGCACUUUAUCUAAUUCCCUGUAA